CUGCUUCCUCUCGCAAUUCUCUCAACUCCACCGGCGAAUACCUCGACGAGAAGAACAACCACUACGCACCUCCUCACCGCCAAAUAUAAUCUACAUCCCCUUGAGUCUGUCUCCUCUGCCAAGCAUGAAGUUGCUCAUGAAGGUGAGACAGGAAAGGUUUCCCGAGCAAACUUUCGUGAUCGCGAAGGAAGAACUGUCCUUAUAAUGAGGCCUGGGAAGCAGAACACCACAUCUGGAGAAGGUAAUGUCCGUCACUUAGUCUAUUUGUUAGAGAAUGCCAUCCUCAACCUGCCCGAGGGGCAAGAACAGAUGGUGUGGCUGAUAGAUUAUACAGGCUUUUCAAUGAGCACUAGUUUAUCAGUCAGAACAUCCCGAGAUAUUAUCAAUAUUUUGCAGAAAAGACUUGGACUAGCAGUUCUUUACAACCCACCAAGGAUCUUUCAGGCAUUUUGGAGGGCUGUACCUUGUCGUGUAAUGAUGGUUCAGAAGAUAGAUACAAUGGAUGCAUUAUAGAUGUUCAUGCACCAGACGCCAUAAGAAUACUAGCUGGUCGGGGUUGUUUUUUUUGACGAAAAUGCAGCUGGAAGUGUGAAAAGUGUGGCAAUAUAAACUACCCAUUCAAGACUAGGUGCAAUAGGAAAAAUUGUGGAGCUGAUAAGCCAGCUGAGGAAAAUAAAUCACCUUCUCGUCCAGCAGGUUGAGGAUGGCAUAACUGGAUUCCAAAGAAGGAGUUGUCGUCCAUCAUGCUAAGUAUCGGUGUCUGAAAUUCAGUCAUGUCAUCUUCUUCAUAUUGCAGCGGAUCUGUGUCAAGUUAUUUGUAUUAUCUGUUGUGAAGUCUUUUGUGGAUCCUUUUUAUUCUGUCCAGCUAAAUCUGGCAAAGUUUUACCUGAUUAAUAUUGUUAUUAUGAGAUGAGUUUACUCAUCUCGAAGUCAUGUCAA
Molecule: messenger RNA, 939 nt
Organism: Spinacia oleracea (spinach)
Lineage: Eukaryota; Viridiplantae; Streptophyta; Magnoliopsida; Caryophyllales; Amaranthaceae
Product: phosphatidylinositol transfer protein PDR16-like
Exons: 4
Molecular function (GO): phosphatidylinositol transfer activity
Source: RefSeq, a predicted model, not a curated record